Doryrhamphus excisus (bluestripe pipefish) is the source of this 2456-nucleotide messenger RNA. RefSeq names its product protein kinase, membrane associated tyrosine/threonine 1 (gene pkmyt1). Gene Ontology annotation, molecular function: ATP binding; protein kinase activity. Gene Ontology annotation, cellular component: nucleus; cytoplasm. Gene Ontology annotation, biological process: protein phosphorylation; negative regulation of G2/MI transition of meiotic cell cycle; meiotic cell cycle. NCBI's taxonomy places the organism in Eukaryota, Metazoa, Chordata, Actinopteri, Syngnathiformes, Syngnathidae. The record is from RefSeq and is a predicted model, not a curated record.
AUUGUCUACGUUUAUUUUUUUCAGAAUUUGGCGCGAGGUCGAGUUCAGUCAACGUCACUCCGGAUCGAGUUGAUGACUUGUGGGCACCACUGCUUCGAGAAGACGCUCUAAUUAAUGCUGGAUUAUGCUUCCUGUUUGCAAAGAAAGCCGCUGAAGCAUAUCAUGUCGAUGACAGUGGAAACAACAGUGUCCGGCGUACUCCCCUGCCCCACCCACUUCGCCCAGGCCGAACAGUCCUUCUCCCUCAAAAAGCGACGCCUGCCUCGCUCCUCGUCGUCCACGUCCAACUCAUCGGUGUCAUCCCCUGCUCAGCUGUCACACUCUCUUCCGCCGCUACCUCCGUCCAAAGAGUGUCGAUCUGUGAGCCGCGUUUUCCUCCAGAAGACAACCCCUUGGAAACCCCUGUCUUCCUCUCUCAGCCAGUCGCCCCCUCCGAGGUCUGUGUAUGACCCCGAAAAGCGCCAGUCGUAUUUCGAUCAGUGCUUCACGACUCUGAGCUUGCUGGGAAGGGGUUCUUUUGGUGAAGUUUACAAGGUGCAAAGUAUCCAGGAUGGACGGCAGUAUGCUGUCAAACGCUUUGUCCAUCGCUACAGAGGGAGCAGUGACAGGAACCGCAAAGUAAAGGAGGCAACAGACCACGAGCGUGUUUGUCCGCACCCUCACAUCCUCAACAUGGUAGCAGCCUGGGAGGAGCGUGGACGGCUUUACAUCCAGACAGAACUGUGCCGCACCAGUUUGCUGCUCCAUGCUGAAAACCAGCCUCCUGGUCACGAUGAGGCUGCAGCAUGGGACUACCUGUGCGACCUUCUCGCAGCGCUGGACCACCUGCAUUCCCGCGGUUUUGUUCAUCUGGACAUCAAGCCUGCAAACGUUCUCAUCACAGAUUCGGGGUGCCUCAAGCUGGGGGACUUUGGGCUUCUGCUGGACCUCAAAGGGAACACCUCAGAUGUAUUGGCAAAGAAAGUGAAAGAAUACGACCACGGAGGAGAUCCAAGGUACAUGGCACCUGAGCUGCUACAGGAUGAGUAUGGACCUGCUGCAGAUGUUUUCAGUUUGGGUGUUUCCAUUCUGGAGCUUGCCUGCAAUAUUGAGGUUCCCAACGGUGAAGAGGGCUGGCAGCAACUCAGACAAGGAUGCCUCCCUCCGGUCACAAGGGGGCUUUCAGCAGACCUCCAGAAGGUUCUACAGAUGAUGCUAGCUCCGGAACCUUCUGAAAGGCCCACAGUGUCUGAGCUUCUCGCCCUCCCCUCAGUGAGGAAACGCAGGUGGAAGAGACGUGUUUAUCUUAUAUUUGCGGAAACUAUGCUGACUUUGACGCUGUUCUGUCAGAUGGUGAUGAACUUUGGUCGCCGGCUUCUUUCAUCAUUUAAUUUGCCGCUCCUCCCUGGGUGGAGCAAGCCGGCACCCUGCACUCCUCCCAGAGACCACUGGGACAAGGAGAUAACACUGCCCUGCAGCGCCAUGCAGGACAACAUCUCAGACGAUGACGGUGCAUUCAUGGUGGAACCCACGGGACUUGAACAUCCCCCCACAGAUUUGCACAGCAGGAUGGAAGUCAUGAAGAGUACAUUCACCCCACCCUUACGUUGCCCAGCACAUGAUCAACUGAGCCCAUCAAAGACCCCCAGUGGCCUAAAUCCCUUUGACUGGUCCCCCUGUAAUGGUUCGCACACACCCUCCAGCAUCCGAUCCAGCGACUGCCACACAAUGACGCCCUCUUACAGCCCCUGUCACUCAGAGCUGCACACAGACAGGCUGAACGUAUCCUCCAGGCAGAGCAGACAUUCCUCACAGAGGCAUAAUCGCACUUGGAUCCACUCCGAAGAAGCUCUAUCUCGAUCCAGUUUCGAACCAAAGAACCUACUCUGUCUCUUUGAGGAAACCGUGAAGGAUGGACAGCCGUGACUUAUAAAAACCGACAGUAUUUAUAGAGUGGAUUUGGACCUGAUGAGCAACUGAAGCACGUUGACUUUCUUCUCCCUCUUUUAGCAUGUGUGUGUUUAAAAAAAAAACAUGUUUAGAGCAAGGCACACUUCAAAGCAUGGUUUGUGUUCCUAUAAGUGCAAUUUGUAAUAUACAAGUUUAUUGGUUCAUUUGUCAUAUUUGAGUUGUAACCACUUUCAAAAAGAUGAACCGUUUGUUGAUUGUUUGAUGUGUAAGAUUUUUUUUUCUAUUCUGCAUAUUUGGCCACACUUUAAAGCAUGUUUUUUGUUCCUAUGAGUGCAAUUUGUAAUAUACAAGUCAUGAUUCAUUGUUUGAGUUGUGAUAUCUGAGUUGCAACUACUUUCAAAAAGAUACAUUGCUGCUAAUGUCUUCUGGUUAAGAUAUACAGCUUUACCAGUAGGUGGCAGCAAAAGGCAAAUAAUUGUUUUGUUCUCCUGUACAGUGAUUUAUGUACACACCAGAUUUUGAAAUAUAACACCCAAAUGAAUCAUUUUAGUGUACUUGUAAUUACA